Messenger RNA from Carassius gibelio (silver crucian carp), 4161 nucleotides. It is a transcript of the gene ccr6a, whose product is annotated as chemokine (C-C motif) receptor 6a. The record is from RefSeq and is a predicted model, not a curated record. NCBI's taxonomy places the organism in Eukaryota, Metazoa, Chordata, Actinopteri, Cypriniformes, Cyprinidae. Gene Ontology annotation, molecular function: chemokine receptor activity. Gene Ontology annotation, cellular component: membrane. Gene Ontology annotation, biological process: immune response; G protein-coupled receptor signaling pathway; chemotaxis. The coding region runs from base 360 to 1475 and encodes 371 amino acids. The transcript is spliced from 2 exons.
AAAGUGUAGAAGGCAUCAAAGUGAAAUGAGUCUUUAGGACUAUUUAAACCAUACAUAAAUUGCUCGCUUGGGUAUUUCUGUUGGAGGUGCAACUUCAACCUUUUACAUGAAGCCAUAAUCCUUUCUGUACUGUGUGCGUUUGUCGGGCAGCUUUGAUGGUCUCGCACUAACACCUACAUGUUCCUGUACAGCUCUCAGUGAAGUGCCGCCUUCUGUUCAGGUCAGAUAAUUGUCAUUCUUAUUACACAGCUCUGCCCUACCCAGAGGUUGUCUUUCCUCAUUAAAAACAAGAAGGAACAGAAACCUCUCACUGCUUUCCAUUAGAUUUGUUUGUGCUGAUACUGUCUCAGGCGGAGAAAAUGGAGGAUUAUUACUACAGUGAAUUAGAAGAUGCGUAUAAUGGAUUGGUGGAGCCAUGUUCGAUGGAGAGCAAAUUGAUGCUUGAAAACUUCCUCCAGUUAUUUGUUCACCCUAUCAUUUGUUUUGUUGGUUUUAUUGGCAAUGCUCUCGUGAUCAUGACAUACGCUCUCUACAAGCGGACCAAGUCCAUGACUGAUGUGUAUCUGCUGAACGUGGCCAUCGCUGACAUCCUGUUUGUGGUGGCACUGCCUUUGAUUAUCUACAGCGAGCAGUAUGGGUGGUCCAUGGGGAACUUGUCUUGCAAGCUUCUGCGUGGCAUCUACAGUGUCAACCUCUACAGCGGCAUGCUGCUCCUGGCUUGCAUCAGUGGAGAUCGCUACCUUGCCAUCGUACAGGCACGCCGGUCUUACCGGCUGCGUUCAAGCACUCUGCUUUACAGCCACCUGGUCUGUGCAGUAGUCUGGUUGUCAGCCCUGCUCUUGUCCCUUCCUACCUUCAUGUUUUAUGAGCGCUACCAUCCCGGCCCAUCUGAAACCUCCAUGUGGAAUGGUACUGACAGUGAAGAUGGGCCAUAUGUCUGCUUUUUUAAAUUUGAGUCAAAUGAAACGGCACGUGUGAUGAAAACUGUGGUGCCCAGCUCUCAGGUUGCAUUGGGUUUCUUCUUGCCGCUGCUGAUCAUGGGAUUCUGUUACUCAAGCGUCAUUGUCACCCUCCUUCGGGCCAAGAACUUUCAGAGACACAAGGCAGUGCGUGUGGUCCUUACUGUGGUCCUUGUGUUUGUGGUCUGCCAUAUGCCUUAUAAUAUAGCACUCUUGUUUUAUACCAUCAACAUGUUUCAAGAGCAGGAAUGCAGCUUCGAGGAGUCCAUCGGAUUGACCAUGAUCAUAACGAGAAGCUUGGCGUAUCUGCACGCUUGUCUCAAUCCCCUGCUGUACGCCUUCAUCGGGGUGAAUUUCAGAAACCACUUCCAGAAGAUCUUACGGGACAUCUGGUGCUUGGGGAAGAACUACAUGUCAGCGAGACGGUCCUCACGGGCCACCACUGAAAUUUACAUUUCCAUGCGGCGCUCUAUGGAUGGCUCGUACAAUGAAAAUGGCACUUCAUUUACCAUGUGAUUUGAAGUCUGACUGGAAAAGAAAGAAAAAAAGUCUCCCAGUUUGACUGGGAAAAUGUGAGGUUUCUGUAAAUGAUGAAUUAACUGACUUAAUCUUAUUAUUAAUCUUUUUUUUUUUUUUUUUUUUUUUUUGAGAAAUUGUCAAUUACAAACCAAAGACGGAAAUGGUUAUUCCUUGUUUCACUGUGCUAGAAGAGCAAAGUGUAAAAAGUUUUCUGUUUAUGAAUGGAUUUUGCAAUCAGUAGGCACUAUAUGUAGUACUAAUGCAGAACUUUUUUUUUUAUAUAUGUACUAUUUACCUUUUGUACAUAGAAUCUUUAACAUUGCCUAAUGUACCCAAGAUAUAAACCUUGUAAGUUUUAUCUAAAUACUAAAUAAAUUAAGCAAGAUAUUACAAAUAGUGAAGAGUGACAUUAUUAAAUAAGAUCCAGUGCUGAGAAUCAGUGAACUAUCUGAGGCUUACCAAGGUAGAUGCUCUUAAACCCUUUUGCUCACAGUUAUCUACAAAAACUAGUUCCUUCCCCCAAAACAUAUGAUAUAUCUUUUUUUUUUUUUUUACUUCAUACACCACCACAGUACUUAAUAUUUACCUUUCUAAUCAAUUAUUCAGCAACUAGUCACCAUCAAUGUAACGAUACAAAAUCAAAUGGAAAUGUAACAGUUUUUAAGGAGUCCUGCUCAUCACACCCAUUUUUUUUUACAAUUGUCUAAAUAAAUUAGAAUGUCUUGGAAAAGUUGAUUUAUUUCAGUAAUUCAAAUUGUGAAACUUGUGUAUUAAAUAAAUUCAAUUCACACAGACAUUUAACACAAAAAAAAACAACAACAACAAAUUAGACUAUGGUGACAUAUAUGGCCAAUAAGCUAAUCAACUCAAAACACCUUCAAAGGUUUCCUGAGCCUUCAAAAUGGUUUCUCAGUUUGACUCACUAGGCUACACAAUCAUGGGAAAGACUGCUGAUCUGACAGUUGUCCAGAAAAAAAAAAAUCAUUGACACGCCAGAAACAUUCAUUGCCAAAGAAGCUGGCUGAUCACAGAGUGCUGUAUCCAAGCAUUUUAACAGAAAGUUGAGUGGAAGGAAAAAGUGUGGAAGAAAAAGUUGCACAAUCGACCGAGAGAACUGCAGCCUUAUGAGGAUUGUGAAGCAAAAUCGAUUCAAGAAUUUUGAACUUCACAAGAAUUGGACUGAGGCUGGGGUUAAGGCAACAAGAGCCACCACACACACACGUGUCAAGGAAUUUGCUGAACCACACACAACGUCAGAGGCGUCUUACCUGGGCUAAGGAGAAGAAGAACUGGACUGUUGCUCAGUGGUCCAAAGUCCUCUUUUCAUAUGAGAGCAAGUUUUAUAUUUCAUUUGGAAACCAAGGUCCUAGAGACUGGAGGAAGGCUGAAGAUGCUCAUAACCCAAGCUGAUGAAGUCCAGUGUUAAGUUUCCACAGUCUGUGAUGAUUUGGGGUACAGUCAGUGUCAUCUGCUGGUGUUGGUCCAUUGUGUUGUUUGAAAACCAAUUUUCACUGCACCCAUUUACCAAGACGUUUUGGAGCACUUCAUGCUUCCUUCUGCUGACCAGCUUUUUGAAGAUGCUGAUUUAAUUUUCCAGCAGGAUUUGGCACCUGCUCACACUGCCAAAAGCGCCAAAAGUUGGUUAAAUGACCAUGGUGUUGAUGUGCUUGACUGGCCAUCAAACUCACCGGACCUGAACAACAGAGAGAAUCUAUAAGGUAUUGUCAAGAGGGAAAUGUGAAACGAGAGACCAAAAAACGCAGAUGAGCUGAAGUUCACUGUCAAAGAAACCUUGGCUUCCAUACCACCUCAGCAGUGCCAAAAACUGAUCCCCUCCAUUCCACACCGAAAGCAAAAGGAGCCCCUACCAAGUAUUGAGUACAAGUACAGUAAAUUAGCAUACUUUCCAGAAGGUCAACAAUUUUAUUUUAUUUUAUUUUUUAUUGGUCUUAUGAAGUAUUCUAAUUUGUUGAGAUGGUGAAUUGGUGGGUUUUUGUUAAAUGUGAGCCAAAACCAUCACAAUUAAAACAAAAAGACUUCAGUCUUAAACAAAACUACUUCAGUCUGUGUGCAUUGAAUAUAUUUAAAACACGUGUUUCACAAUUUGAAUUGAAUUACUGACAUAAAUGAACUUUUCCACGACAUUCUAAUUUAUUUUUAUUUAUUUUUUUUUUCUCAUCUCACUCUGCAGUACACCAACAAGCACUCAUAUUAUGCAAUUACAAUCAUCCCAUCAAUCCAGUCUUUCAAAUCAGGAGAUUUGGGGAAUUCCCAAUUGAGCAAGAUCAUUCUGAUAGCUGUGAUCCAACCAAUCUUAAUACAUUUUUUGCUACAUUAGAAACAACUGAUUUAUCUCCAAGAACGCAUAAUUAUUGUUCUACAGGUAAAUUAAAGCCCAACCACUCCUUAAAAGUAUUCUCAAAAUGGUGAAUAAUAGUAUCUAUGCACUAUUUGGGCUUUCCUGUUCUUACCCACAUUAGAUGAAAUAUCCAGCCAGCCAGUCAUUAACAUGAAUAUUAAUUUCCAAAUCCUGCCAUAUUGUUUUAAGGUUAUUACGCGAUUCAAAUUUUCCGCUCUCCAACCAAAUUUAAAAGCUGUUGUUGGUUAAUGAAUAUUUGACUAAAGAACUUGCAUCUCGACUGGACUCUUGUCCAGUGGUGGCACGUCGGGGGGGGGCAGCUUU